UGUUCAACUAUAUCUAUAUAUUGCAGUUUUUAUUCAUAACAACUUUUAUCUGUUAAAAUUGAGCGCAGCUAUAUAAAACUAAAUCAUGCUUUCAGUGUCAAUGCACAAGGAACUUGUAUAAGAACUACUGAAGAGUGCAAGAAAAAACUCUCGGAUAUCAAAACAGAUGUUAAAAAGAAAGAAAGGAGGAGGAGGAGGCAGAUGGCAGCAACAACAGGUGGUGGACCCCCUCCCAUGUUGGAGGAUUGGGAAGAUAAGAUGGUUCAGAUAAUUGGAGAAUCUGCAAUUGGAUGGUUUUGUGGAGUGGACACUUUCAAACUAAGCAGUGGGAGCAAUUCCAGUACUAAACCGGUUAACUCUGCCACCAGUGUGUUGCCAACGUCAGUAGAAUACAGAGCAUACAACCCACCAAUACAAGACUUGUUGGAAGCAGACUGCCCACCAGUACAAAAUGUCUUUGAAAUAGACUACCUGCAAACACUAAGGUUCAUACAGUGCACUUACUGA
This is a messenger RNA of Mercenaria mercenaria, 507 nucleotides long. RefSeq lists its product as uncharacterized. Bases 202 to 507 code for a protein of 101 amino acids. The record is from RefSeq and is a predicted model, not a curated record. NCBI's taxonomy places the organism in Eukaryota, Metazoa, Mollusca, Bivalvia, Venerida, Veneridae. The transcript is spliced from 4 exons.